This is a messenger RNA of Aspergillus nidulans FGSC A4, 3336 nucleotides long. RefSeq names its product putative SNF2 family helicase/ATPase. Gene Ontology annotation, molecular function: nucleotide binding; ATP binding; nucleosome binding. Gene Ontology annotation, cellular component: nucleus; ISWI-type complex. The record is from RefSeq and is a predicted model, not a curated record. The coding region runs from base 1 to 3336 and encodes 1111 amino acids. The transcript is spliced from 5 exons. Lineage: Eukaryota; Fungi; Ascomycota; Eurotiomycetes; Eurotiales; Aspergillaceae. Gene Ontology annotation, biological process: chromatin remodeling.
AUGGCUCCUGCUGCCGUUCCGACUUCCGACCCGCCUUCCCAGGCAGAUACUCCCAUGACAGACGCAAAUGAGGAGAUUACUUCAGUGCCCGUAGACCCUCUAGAUGCGAAGAUGACAGAUACGCCUGACUACACGGAUUCCGAUACGAACCCGAACACCACUGCAAGCAGUGUUGCAGGCGAUGUAGUUCCAUCAGACGGCCGAAGGCGAAGGUCCGAGGCCUUUCAAAUGAGGAAGAAUAUGUUUGGCAAGAAACAUGGCUCCCUGAAUGAGAAUAAGGAUGAUGACUCUAUCCGGAGGUUUCGCUAUCUACUUGGACUCACAGAUCUCUUCCGUCACUUCAUCGAGUCAAAUCCAAAUCCCAGAAUCAAAGAGAUUAUGGCGGAAAUCGACAGGCAAGAUGCAGAAGAAGCAGCAAAGUCCAAGCGGAAAGUCUCUGCGCGGUCAGGAGGUGCAAGCGGCGAGCGAAGACGGCGGACGGAACAAGAAGAGGAUGCCGAGCUUCUUAGCGACGAGAAACGUGGUGGAGGAACCAACACAAUCUUUCGAGAAUCGCCGCCAUUCAUUCAGGGCGAAAUGCGUGACUAUCAAAUUGCUGGACUGAAUUGGUUGGUUUCCUUACACGAGAAUGGCAUUUCGGGAAUCUUGGCGGAUGAGAUGGGUCUAGGCAAGACUCUUCAGACGAUCUCAUUUAUUGGCUAUCUUCGACACCUCUGCGACAUCACUGGUCCUCAUCUCGUCGCGGUCCCCAAAUCCACCUUGGACAACUGGAAGAGAGAGUUCCAUAAAUGGACCCCGGAAGUCAAUGUGUUAGUCCUACAAGGAGACAAGGAGGAGCGUCACAAGUUGAUUAACGAGAGGCUUCUGGACGAGGAUUUCGAUGUCUGCAUCACUAGCUACGAAAUGAUUCUCCGGGAAAAGUCGCACCUGAAGAAGUUUGCUUGGGAGUAUAUCAUUAUUGAUGAAGCUCAUCGGAUUAAGAACGAGGAGUCAUCGCUCGCCCAGAUCAUCCGCGUCUUCAACUCUCGGAAUCGCCUCCUAAUCACUGGUACUCCGCUUCAGAACAACCUCCACGAAUUGUGGGCUCUUCUCAAUUUUUUGUUGCCCGAUGUCUUUGGUGAUUCUGAAGCCUUCGAUCAGUGGUUUUCAAACCAGGAAGCGGAUCAGGAUACUGUUGUGCAACAACUUCAUCGUGUUCUGCGACCAUUCCUUCUUCGCCGCGUGAAGAGUGAUGUCGAAAAGAGUUUACUUCCGAAGAAGGAAGUUAAUCUAUACGUCCCCAUGUCCAGCAUGCAAGUAAAAUGGUAUCAAAAAAUUCUUGAGAAAGAUAUUGAUGCCGUUAAUGGAGCCGGCGGUAAGAAAGAGUCCAAAACUCGCUUACUGAAUAUCGUCAUGCAACUGCGCAAAUGCUGCAACCAUCCCUACCUCUUCGAAGGGGCAGAAGAGGGUCCUCCUUACACUAACGACGUACAUAUCAUCAACAAUUCUGGUAAAAUGGUGAUUCUCGACAAACUUCUUGCUCGCAUGCAGGCGCAGGGGAGCAGAGUUCUCAUUUUCUCUCAGAUGAGUCGUGUUCUGGACAUUUUGGAGGACUACUGCGCGCUCCGAAAGUACCAAUACUGUCGAAUUGAUGGCACUACAGCUCAUGAGGAUCGAAUUGCCGCCAUCGAUGAAUAUAAUAAACCAGAUUCGGAUAAGUUUAUUUUCCUCCUAACCACAAGAGCGGGAGGGUUGGGUAUCAACUUGACGACUGCGGAUAUCGUUGUGCUGUAUGACAGCGACUGGAAUCCGCAGGCCGAUUUGCAGGCAAUGGAUCGUGCUCACCGCAUUGGUCAAACGAAACAGGUCGUUGUAUACCGGUUUAUCACCGAAUCAGCCAUAGAAGAGAGAGUUCUGGAACGUGCUGCGCAGAAAUUGCGAUUGGAUCAGCUUGUUAUUCAACAAGGUCGGGCUCAGCAACAGGCCAAGAAUACCGCUUCCAAAGAUGAGUUGCUCGGUAUGAUCCAACAUGGAGCUGCGGAGAUCUUCAACAAGCAGGGUGGAACGAGUACGCUGCAGGAGGGUAAGGAUAUAACCGACGACGACAUCGAUGCAAUUUUGCGUAAGGGUGAAGAGAGAACGGCGGAACUUAGCAAGAAAUACGAGCAACUGGGUAUCGACGACUUGCAGAAGUUCAACUCCGAAAGUGCCUACGAGUGGAACGGUAAAGACUUUACUACAGACAAGAAGAAAGACAUCGGAAUCCACUGGAUUAACCCUGCGAAGCGUGAGAGGAAAGAGCAGUUCUACUCCAUAGACAAAUACUACCGCCAGGCCCUGGCUACUGGUGGACGAACGGCUGAUCCAAAACCUAAAGUGCCUCGAGCACCGAAGCAGAUCGCUAUUCACGACUGGCAGUUCUUCCCUCCUGGCCUCCAAGAGCUUCAAGACAAGGAAACGGCCUAUUUCCAUAAAGAAAUCGGUUACAAAGUUCCUCUUCCCGAUGGACCUGAGGAACUCACACACCGUGAGGCGGAACGUGACCUCGAGCAGGCUAUGAUUGACAAUGCGGCGCCUCUGACUGAAGCGGAACAGGCGGAGAAAACGAAGCUAUCAGAGCAAGGUUUUUCAGAUUGGAACCGUCGUGAUUUCCAGCAGUUCAUCAACGGAUCUGCCAAAUUCGGCCGCACAGACUACGCCGGCAUCGCCACUGAAGUAGACAGCAAGGACCCAAAGCAGGUCGAGGAGUACGCCAAUGUGUUCUGGAAGCGUUACACGGAAAUCCAGGAUUACCCCAAGUACAUUCGCGUCAUUGAGCAAGGAGAAGAAAAGCUCCGUAAAAUGGGCCACCAGCGUAAGAUGCUUCGGAAAAAGAUGGAGAUGUACCGCGUGCCCCUCCAGCAACUGAAGAUCAACUACACCGUCUCAACAACAAAUAAGAAGGUCUAUACGGAGGAAGAAGACCGAUUCCUUCUUGUCAUGUUAGACAAGUAUGGCGUUGAAGGCGAAGGCCUGUACGAAAAGAUUCGCGAGGAAGUCCGCGAGUCCCCUCUCUUCCGCUUUGAUUGGUUCUUCCUCAGCCGGACUCCUGUGGAAAUUGGCCGCCGCUGUACGACGCUCCUCAACACAAUCGCCAAAGAGUUCGAACCGGACGGCAAGAAUGGUGAUGGAAAGGGACGCGGCCGCGACCGAGAGGACGACGAACUUGACAAUGAAGACGACGUUCCAGCUAAGAAGAAGACCAAGGGCGCCGUGAACAAGCAAGUCAAAGCCGUCAAGGGCAGCAAAGGAAACUCCGCCUCCACGUCUCGAGCCUCUUCAGCCAACCCUCCCAAGUCGCGCGGGCGAAAGAAGUGA